UCAUGGCGGAGUCGCUAAUCAGCUGUUAAUUGCAAAUGCCAACGAAUAGUUGUAAAUUCUUUGAUUUUUCAUGAUUAUUUUAAAAGAAAUGUAAUUUUUAUCAGUUUUAUUUAAUUAAUGUUAAGUACAUUAUGUUAGAAAAAUAAUAAUCAAACUAAAUAGUAAGGGAAUGGCGCGAUGUCAUUUACGUUCUGUCUGUCAGCUUCAUUCACAUUCAUCCAUUGUAGUGGAGAAAAAAUGUGACUUACGAUGAGCUUUGUAAUUCCGUUUUUGUUUCUCGGGCAUUUGUGUGCAAUCCAAGUCUAAUUUCGGUCUGUUUUACGUUAACCGCGAGGUGAAGCUACGGCGUAUGUACUUAUUUUCUUUGAUGCAUUGUCGGGGCGUGAAAAUUUCACUCUACAAAGAACUCGUGUGGCGUCGGCGUACGUCCUGUUGCUUGUCUUGAUUUUGGGGUACAUUGGAAUAUAUUGGGAGUUGUGUCAAAAUAAAAUAAGGGAAAAAUGUCGGGUAGAGUGCGUAAACAGUCGGACUGUCCGGUGGGCAAGCAGGGCCCGAUGCGCGCCACGUUACCCGUGUCGUCCGUGAUGAAGCAGAGCGGCAGCCUCCGCAAGAACGCUGGCAACAGCCCCACGCUGUCGCCCACCAACGUGUGGCGCCGCGUGUCGCCCGAUCACGCCCUGUCCGGCCAGCGCAGCCCCGGCGCCGUCAAUUACAAAGGGAAAGGAAGGUUUGGUGCUAGUGUGAUCCGGCGCACUGCCUCCCUCGACACUCUGUACCACAAGGGGCAGUGGUCCCGGGACUACUACCUGCAUGCUGGACAACUGCAGGUGGAUAAAUCUACUCAGACUGAUGAUGGAGGUGGAGCAUCGGGCCGGUCGUCCCGUAACUCUGAAGAUGACAAGUUGGACCGCUUCCUGCGCAGUCGCCUGCAACGCCCGCACAAGGCAUCUGCCUCCGGAGACUACUCCCAUUCAAUGAGCCCUGGCUUCUGGUCUCGUUUUGGCAGCGGCAGUGUACCUUUAAGAGCAGCCCGAUCAUCAGUGGAAGGACUGAAUCAGGAAAUUGAGAGACUUGUGCUAUAUCCGGCCAGCGGGACACAGACACCACAAGUCGACCGGCAUAGAGAUAAGGUGACUCCGGAGGGGCACCGCGCGCCGCUGGCGGAGCUGCUGCGGCGCUCCGUCAACACGCAGACGCCGCACGACCUGUGCCACACCGCGCACUCCUCCGGCGGCAGCGUGUGUUCAUCACCCGACCUGGACGGAGCCAAGCUCGGCACCUCCCCACAGAUCAACAGAUUCUUAGCUCGUGAACCCCCAGACGGCUGUGAGAAGGUGAACCUGAAGGCGGGCGAGGGCGCGUUCUCGGAGCAGGUGUGCGUGAUGAAGCCGGCGGCGGCGGGGUUCACGCUGCGGCCCUCGCUGGGGUCCGCCUUCCAGCCGCUGCAGCCCGCCGCGCCGCCCGCGCCCCCGCACUGAUCGCCACGCACCACCGGACCUUCAGCACAACACUCAGACUACAGAAUAGUGGCAUAAAAGUGAAUAGGGGAUACUGUGACACGUAAGGCAAUAGCAUCGUUGUAAUGAGUUAAGUCUGCCGAAGGUCCCAAGUAUACUGUAAUCAGAUUCAUAGUUUGGUAGGGCACUAACGACUGACGCAACUUCUGUUUCAUCAAUACAUCGAGACAGUAUUGAUUAUUAUGUUCUUCUAUCGUAAACCAGUUAUCGAUUACUCUUUCCCUGGUCUUCAGGAGUUCCUGAAAAUGUUUAAUUAAUAUUUUGUGACAAUAAUCGUUGUCUUUCCCGUUAAGAAACUAGAUGUAACAACUAACACAAUUCUCUUUACGGUAAGAUUAAAUGUUGAAUGGGUUGGGUGAUUGUCAAUUUUAACAAAACAAAUGAAUAAUAUAUUGUUUAAGUGAGGCGAGUAGUGACGAGGCGAGCAGCCGGACGGCUCCUGCAGAGCCUUCGUUUGAACAUUGACCAAAGCAAAGUUUUCGAGCUCCUUUUUUGCUUGAGUUAUACAAUAUUUAUAUAGCUUUUUCUCGACUGAUUUAGUCACAACUAAUGGAUUCAUUCCUAGACUUAUUAUUUUUUACUUACAAAAUGUAGAUUCAAUAUUUUUUUGUCCUUUAUCAUCUUCGUACAUUAGAUGCAUAUUCCAACAAAGAUAGUAACAUGACUUAUAUGACUGUGGAUAUAUAUUUGAUCUCAUUUUAUGUAUUAUUUUAACUAACGUAUGUACAUUAAAGAUGCAGCACACAUCUUAUAAUUUGAGAAUAUUGCUAGUGUAAGUAAUUCGUUUGAAUGUUUCCAAACACGAGUAUAGUGACUUUGGACCAAGUUGUUAGAUUGUGCUGUCGAGUCGGGCCGGCGGGCGCGACGCGCCACUUUACGGAACAAAGCUUUAACAUGCUUAAUUGGAUUAAACAAUGGUAAAAGAAUAGACUGAACUUUAUAAAGUACCCGUGUAUAGAUACAGAUAGAAUGACAAUUUAAUAAAAUGAUCAUGGAAUCACAUUUCAGCAGUGAUUAAUUUUGUACAAGUAUAAGAUACUAGUAACAGGUAGCCGGUGAAUCUCGUGGGGUGCCGCGCGGCGCUAGCGGCGCGUGAAUGAUGGACCAUGCCAGUUGGAUCUCUCAUUUUGGCCAAAUGCGUUUUUAUCAAUGGAGACUGAUAAUGUAAAAGGUUGACAAGUUACUUGUUAUGUAGAUAGGCCAGCUUUUGAAUGUUUGCGAUUCUUUUAAAAUCAUACCAAUUGAAAAAUGUCGACAUUGAAUAUUAUAUUUUUGAUGGCUCACCUUUCGGAAAAAGAGUAUUUUGGAACUUAGCAUUGCUCAAAGAAAAUUUUAUAUCAACGAGCCACUUUAACAAUAUUAUGUAUACUUAUGUCGAAUUUGAAAAUGUUUACAUUGUGAUUCAUAAUUCCCAAAUUUGCUGAUGUAAAUAGAAUGAGCAAUUCUGUGAAUAUGAUAAUUAUAUAUAAUAAUAUGUAUAAGCUGUAUGAUUUUUAAAUACUAUUGUUUGUGAAACAAUAAAUUUGUACGCAGAGCAAGGAAAUAUGUAGUAUACUUUACUGUGACAGUGUAUCAUAAAGUUCCGUUACUGAAAUAUAUUGAAUUUAAAUAAACAACUUAUAUGUAUUGUAAAUUAAGUUGCAAUUAUGCCAUAAUGUUAUAUUUGCUUUUUUAUUGGGUAAAAUACAUUUACAGAAGAACGAGUUGCAGUGCGGAACUUGCUAACACUCACAUCAGUGGCUGUCGUAGUUGACUCCACUCGUAGCCAUCUCUGAUAGCUGUUUCAGGGAAACAUACCUAUUGUAAAAAAUAUUUUGAUAUUAAAUGUCUCAUUCUUUAUAAUUAGCAUAUAACGUAAAGUAAUCUAUCAAUGCAGAAGUCAAAGCAAAUGGAAAAACCGAGCCAGUAUUUACAAUCCGGAUUUCUGUAUAGAACAAUUACACUUGUAAGUGCAAUAGCUAGAUGUAAUUUAACAAAUUAUUGUCAAAAGUUUUAUAUUUGUAAGUUUUCUGAGUUUCCGCUAUUUUUAUCAGAUUUUAUUUAUUUUUAAUA
Molecule: messenger RNA, 3569 nt
Organism: Plutella xylostella (diamondback moth)
Lineage: Eukaryota; Metazoa; Arthropoda; Insecta; Lepidoptera; Plutellidae
Product: glucocorticoid-induced transcript 1 protein
Source: RefSeq, a predicted model, not a curated record